Molecule: messenger RNA, 2847 nt
Organism: Serpula lacrymans var. lacrymans S7.9
Lineage: Eukaryota; Fungi; Basidiomycota; Agaricomycetes; Boletales; Serpulaceae
Exons: 21
Coding region: 1-2847 (948 amino acids)
Biological process (GO): phosphatidylcholine biosynthetic process
Molecular function (GO): phosphatidylethanolamine N-methyltransferase activity
Source: RefSeq, a predicted model, not a curated record
AUGGCGGUCCCAACUUUGCUUCGCCAGAGAAAACUGACCCCACAGCCAGAAGACGCGUUUGCUGAGGCUUCUGUACACCAAUCUCAGGAGAAUGUGGCAGAGUCCAGAUGCGAUGAGGUUGUUUGGGGGAAAACUCCAGGUGGAGAAGGGUCGAACAGUCUUUCGCGUUCCAACGACACACGACGUAUUAACAGCUUUGUUUCAUCCCUCCUAUCCGAAAAGCCACCUCGACUUGCUGAAUUUGAGUCUUCUUGGGACUCAGCUUUUGCUUUUCUUCUUGUUGCCUCGUUCAGUCGCAAGAGAUGGGUUCUCACUAAACAAAGCAAGAAGAAGUGGAUCGUCAGAGAAAUAAAUCGUUUGGGAUGGCUCGACGAGAGUCGAAAACCUGGCACUAGAAACUGGAUUAAAGCACAACUCGCAGGAAAAAUGGGGAAGGAUUACUCUUUCGAUACUCUUCCGCUUGAAUAUAAUGCCUGGCUGCUUUUUCGUCAACUCGUUGACGUGAUCCUCCUUAAUGACUUCAUGGCAUACUGCAUGUUUGCCUUUUCAUGCUUCCGAGUUCCCGAAGAGCUUUCUAUCACUGUUCAUAUCAUGAGGUGGAUCGGUGGGAUCGCUCUCAUUGUUUUCAACCUGUGGGUUAAAACCGAGGCCCACGAUGUUGUCAAGGAUUACGGCUGGUAUUGGGGUGAUGUUUUCUUUCAGCGUGGUGCUCUGGUUUUCGAUGGCGUGUUUGAACUUGCACCGCAUCCCAUGUAUUCCGUUGGCUAUGCCGGCUAUUAUGGGCUUUCAUUGAUCGUGGGCAGCUAUCCGGUGCUAUUCGUCAGUUUGGCUGCGCAUGCAGCCCAGUUUGCUUUCCUCGUGUUUUUUGAGAACCCUCACAUCGAGCGAAUGUACGGAAAACGUAAACCCAUAGCCUUGCGGCGUCCCUUUCCUCCGUCCGUUCGUAAAGUCCGCCCGGAGAAACAGUCACCCCACUCGACGGUCAUCACCGAAGAUCUUGUAGAACAGCUCUCAACACCGCCAGCGACCGAAGGUGAAACUGCCACAGAAACAGAAUUCGAGACAGAAACAGAAACCGAGAUCGAAUGCGAGACCAAACCCACCACAAAGAAGUCUCGUAGCUUUGAUAGGCUUGUCAUCGAUCGCACUUUAAGCCGCGGACCACGUUCCCCUACAGAACGUGCGAUCUCGCAGCACGAUCUUCAUAACAAAUACUUCCGCAGUGAUACCGUCAUCUUUCACAACGUUGAUUUACUCCGUUCAUCGGAUGCGAUGCUUGUUCUUAUUGUAUUCUACGUCGUCUUUUGCACUUCGUACACGCAUGCGCCUGGUGUAUCUUCCACAGCUUUGGGCUUGGACUUCUGUUGCGUGCACAGAAAUGAUCACGGUCAAGGUGCCAUUCAAGAAUCAUUCACGAACUGGAAAGCUCUGUACAAUGUCAGCUUGUGUAUGACAUAUAUUUCAUUGAUUGGCCUGACCUGGAAAACUUACUCUUUCCCUAGUAAUUGGACAGGUGGGGAUGAGCUUUUAUGUCAUACGCUAGGCACAUUACUAGUUGGCCUUCAUGUCUGGGCAGCUAUGGAAUCUUUUGAAGUUCUGGGAGUAUUUGGGUGGUUUUAUGGAGAUUUUUUCAUGGACGACUUCCCUGCGCUUUUAGAGUACACCGGCAUUUAUCGUUACCUGAACAAUCCCGAGUUAAUGAGUGGUGCCUCUUUUUUGGGACUUGCUUUAGUGAGCGGAAGUAAGCUCGUCGGUUCUUUAGCAGUCAUCAGAUUUCUGUCGCAUUGGUGGUUCCUUCGGAUGGUGGAAAACCCCCACAUGCGAAAGUUAUAUGGCAACACCCUACGGAAAGAAGCUGGAUUUGUCAAAGUCAUCAAGUCUGUUGCGAGCAAGAACGCACGGCUGUUGGAAUCACGGGCCGGGCGGCACGCACCAGAAAUUAGAAGAGUCGCCAGGGAAGUCAAAGGUACUUUCGACAAGGUGUAUGAGGAAACCGCCGACGUGGUGGAAGAUUUCCUAGCGAAAUCCAAACCGAAAAUCUCUGAAGUUAUGCAAGAGACGAAGGUUCUUCUCCAACAAUCUCGAGAACGCCUCGUGAUUACACGAGUGGCCAACGACUUGUCCUCAUACGAUACAGCGAAAUACAGGAUAUCCAUCGCUGCUAGCAAGGCUGGUAGCUCACGCUUCCACCUAGGUGAGCCUAUUAAGGUGAACUGGCAGGCGCCUCUUAUGCACUCGCGUCGUGAUUGGAUUGGCAUCUACAGGGUGGGAGCGAACAAGUCUACCCUUGUCACCAAGACAUCGUCUCUUGGCAUGUGGGUUCCUGUGCAUGAUGCAGAAUGGGAUGGUGAUAUUCCUCUUGGUUCUAACCGUCCCAUUACCCGGGGAUUGGAACCCGAAACCGGUUCUAUUAUAUUCGAGGGCAAUGUUCUCCCGUGGGUAAUUGGCCACUAUGAGGUCCGCUAUCACCAUGAUGGGAAGUACAACGUUCUGAGUAUGGAUGGCCCUUUCGAGAUUUAUGGCGAGUAUUUUUUGGACAAGCCGUCUGUGCUUGAUUUCCCAUCUGUUCGGAACUGCCUCAUGCGCGUUGUUCCCCUUUGCUUGGACUCGGAUCCUUCACUAAUUCCAUUAUCGUGUGGAGGCAUGCUGGCUUCUGAACCACUUUCUGUUGGAGAGCACCGUGAUGCUGAUGAUUUCAGUUUUUGGUCCGAGCGGCAGGCAAAACGCAUAUGUUCGGCCAUUGAGCAAGUAUUUGACGCUGAAUAUGCCCCAGAAGUCGUUGUGGCAGAUGCAAACUUGACAGCUCUUGCCAACAGGAUUCUGGUUUCAAAACAUUUGGUAUCUUGA